AUGCAGUGUUCCUGGAAAUCCAUGGUGCUGCUAGCUUUAGCCUCCAUUGCCAUCCAGUAUACGGCCAUCCGCACUUUUUCCACCAAGCCCUUUAGCCUGCUGUGCUCUGUGGGCCUGGCACCCACGGGUCACGCUGUCAACUGCAGUCUCAAAGAUCUGACACGUUUGGGACAGGAGACACCCGAGGGCUCAGACCGAGGAUGUGAUGAGGUCUCCUCCCACACCCCGUCCUCCUACUCCUUCUCCCUCCCAUCCUACAAUGCCAGCAAGAGGACACACAUCCUCAUUCUGGCCACCACCCGGAGUGGAUCUUCCUUUGUGGGCCAGCUGUUCAACCAGCAUCCAGAGGUCUUCUACCUGUUUGAGCCUCUGUACCACGUCCAGUUGGCGUUGCUUCCCCGGCUUGCACAGAGUCGGAACCUGGCUGAGAGGAGGGUGAUGCUCGGAGCAGCCAGAGACCUGCUGAGGUCCCUGUAUCACUGUCACCUCAGCAGUCUGGAGAGCUACAUACGACCCCGUCCGGUCAACCACUCCACUGACAAGCUGUUCAGACGAGGAGCUAGUCGGUCCCUGUGCUCCUUUCCUGUAUGUCAGGCUCCUCUGAGCUCGGAGGAGCAGAACCUGGUGCUGGCUGAUGAAGGGGAGUGUGUGAGGAGAUGUGGGCCACUCAAUGUGUCACUGGCUACUGAUGCCUGCAGAGCAAAGCGCCAUGCAGCCAUCAAGACAGUCCGGAUUCCCCAAAUCAGUGACCUUAGAGCGCUGAUUGAAGACCCACGACUCAACCUAAAGGUGGUCCAGCUUGUUCGAGAUCCACGCGGUAUCCUGGCAUCUCGUAUUGAGACAUUUCGAGACACUUACCGGCUGUGGCGUCUGUGGAGAGCGACUGGGCAUCGACCCCACAACCUGGACCUGGGACAGAUUAACACAGUAUGUGAGGACUUUCUCAGGUCUGUGUCUGUCGGCCUGGCCAGACCCGCCUGGCUUAGAGGGCGGUACAAGCUGCUCAGGUAUGAGGACUUAGCCAGGUUUCCUCUCCAGAAGACCAGAGAGCUGUACAGUUUCCUAGGUCUGGUUCUGGACCACAGUGUGGAAGACUGGAUCAUCAACAACACCCGCGGCAGCAGUGAUCUAUCAUCCCGGCAGAAGUUUACCACAGUUCGGGACUCUGCUGCUAAUGCAGAGAACUGGAGGGUGAAGCUGUCCUUCGACAUGGUGGUUUACACUCAAACUGUCUGCCAACCAGUUCUGGAGCUCCUGGGAUACAAAACAGUGUUCCAUCCAAGAGAACUGAGGAACCUCUCACACUCUUUGGUUGAGGACAGGACGUUCCUCCCAUUUUUCUAA
Molecule: messenger RNA, 1344 nt
Organism: Seriola dumerili (greater amberjack)
Lineage: Eukaryota; Metazoa; Chordata; Actinopteri; Carangiformes; Carangidae
Product: carbohydrate sulfotransferase 1-like
Exons: 5
Coding region: 1-1344 (447 amino acids)
Biological process (GO): N-acetylglucosamine metabolic process; keratan sulfate proteoglycan metabolic process; carbohydrate metabolic process
Cellular component (GO): Golgi membrane
Molecular function (GO): N-acetylglucosamine 6-O-sulfotransferase activity; keratan sulfotransferase activity
Source: RefSeq, a predicted model, not a curated record